Molecule: messenger RNA, 1785 nt
Organism: Lachancea mirantina
Lineage: Eukaryota; Fungi; Ascomycota; Saccharomycetes; Saccharomycetales; Saccharomycetaceae
Source: the annotation of a GenBank genome assembly
AUGGGUAUUACGGAUUUUUUUCAAGGCUCAACGAGUGUUAAGUCGUUUGAAGUUUCGGAGCCGCUACAGGCAAGUUUGAAAGGGUUUGCUCUCGCAAACCCAGGGUUGACACUGAUCGAAAAGCAGGAUAUCGUGUUGAGAAAGACCGACAAGAGUAAGAUCGCGUUGAUCUCGGGCGGUGGGUGCGGCCACGAGCCCACGCACGCGGGGUUCGUGGGCCAAGGGCUAUUAAGUGCCGCCGUGUGCGGCGAGAUCUUCGCGUCACCCUCGACUAAGCAGAUUUUGAACGCCAUCAAAGUACUGGACAAGAACUCGUCCGGUGUUCUUCUGAUCGUCAAAAACUACACCGGCGACGUGCUCCAUUUCGGCCUUGCGGCCGAAAGAGCACGCGCAUUGGGCAUCCCAACCCGUGUGGCGGUGGUGGGCGACGACGUUGCGGUUGGCAGAGAAAAGGGAGGAUUUGUGGGUCGGAGAGCCCUGGCAGGGACCGUUCUUGUGCAUAAGAUCACUGGCGCCUUCGCAGAGCAGUACUCAGAGAAAUACGGGCUCGACGGGACCGCGCGUGUGGCGGAAAUUGUGAACGAAAAUCUGGUCACGAUUGGAUCAUCGUUGGACCAUUGUAAAGUGCCUGGCAGAAAGUUUGAGACUGAACUCAACGACAAGAAGAUGGAGCUUGGUAUGGGUAUUCACAACGAGCCCGGUGUGCGCGUUCUCGAGCCCGUUCCCUCCGUAGAAGAGCUUCUCGAAAAGGACAUGCUGCCCAAGCUGCUUGAUCCAAACGACAAGGACAGACAUUUUGUCAACUUCGAUAAGGACGAUGACGUUGUGCUCCUCGUCAACAACCUUGGUGGCGUCGCGCCAUUCAUGCUGACUGCGAUUGCCGGAAAGACUGUCGAAUUUCUCGACAAGAACUAUAAAAUCAAGCCCGUCCAGACCAUCACGGGAACUUUGAUGACCUCUUUCAAUAUGGACGGGUUCAGCAUCACACUUUUGAACGCCUCCAAGGCCUCCAAGAAGCUCCACGAAGAAUUUUCUGCGGUCAAAUGCGUCCGUACGCUGUUGAAUGCGCCUACCGAUGCCCCAGGCUGGCCUCGUAUUUCCUACGACAAGUCCGAGGCUCCUUCAAUUGACGAAAAGCUACUACAGGAGGACGUCAAAGUCAAGGAAGCCGGAACUUACGAUUACGACCAUUUCUCCAAGAUGAUGAAAUCGGGUGCUGACAAGUUGAUAAAGAGCGAACCUUACAUCACCGAGCUGGACUCCAAGGUGGGCGAUGGUGAUUGCGGUUAUACUUUGGUCGGUGGUGCCAAGGGCAUUACGGAAAAUUUGGAAAAGGUCGAUAAGAAGUACCUUUCGCAAGCGCUUGCUCAAAUUUCCGACAUCAUUGAGAGCUCCAUGGGCGGUACCUCUGGCGGUCUCUACUCGAUUAUGAUCUCGGGGCUUGCUCAGGGUAUAAUUCAAGAAUGUAAGGAGAAAGACACUCAGGUCACUCCAGAGAUUCUUUCAAACGCUUUUCAACAUGCUCUUGAGACUCUUUACAAGUACACCAAGGCUAGACCUGGGUCCUCCACCGUCAUUGACGCACUCGAACCUUUUGUCAAGGAAUUCAGCUCCUCCAACGACUUCUCCAAAGCGAUUGAAGCUGCCGAAAAAGGUGCCAAGUCCACCGGUUCUAUUGAAGCCAAGUUUGGAAGAGCUUCCUAUGUGAGUGACUCUUCCGAGAUUCCAGACCCAGGUGCCAUUGGUCUUGUUGAAUUUCUGAAAGGUGUUAAAGAAGGAUAUUAA